This is a messenger RNA of Acanthoscelides obtectus, 5314 nucleotides long. The record is from the annotation of a GenBank genome assembly. NCBI's taxonomy places the organism in Eukaryota, Metazoa, Arthropoda, Insecta, Coleoptera, Chrysomelidae.
AGUUAGAUAUCUUCAACCCAGCGGAAAUGUAGUCAGUCCACUCGACCAUUGACGAUUCAGCGUUUCCUCACCUCUACAGUAUAUACGUCACUCUUGACUAAGUAGUUCCUACUUCCUACGUAGAUGUCAGGUUAGUCUUUAAUAUUUAUUUUUCCAUUUUUACACUUUAAUAAAAAUCUGUGUACCGCUCCUUAUAAAUCUUCUAAGAAAAUAAAUAUCAUAUUGAGGCAAAGUCAGUGAUCAAAGUGUUAUUCUAGAUUGUGUUUACUUGCAGUUGUAUUAUCUAUAUGAUAGUGACAGUGUUUCUCUUGUAGAUUAUUUGAGGGAAAGGAAAAUCCGCAAAGCUAAGCCGCAUAUCAAUUCUGUCGCACACAGGUCGCACAAAAUUUUUAUGUUAUCAUUUUUUGAUACAACCUAACCGGGCUUUAAAAUUUCAUUAAAUUGAUACCAACGCAUAUCACUUUACUGUUGUUCCCAAGGCAUACGUGACUCGGUUCCUCACGAGAAUGGCUGGUGAAAGUAACCUGUAUAAUAAAUAUCUGAAGACCUUGACUGUAGAUAGUAAACAGUAUAAGUACUAUGAUAUUGUGGCGCUUGCAGGAAAUUGCUAUGAUGAGCUACCAUAUUCCAUUAGAGUAUUACUGGAAUCAGCAGUUAGAAACUGUGAUGGGUUCCACAUUGAACAGAAAGAUGUGCAGAACAUCCUUAAAUGGGAACAAGUUCAAACAAUGGAGCAAGGAACUGAAAUACCAUUCAAACCAGCCAGGGUCAUUUUACAGGAUUUGACUGGAGUGCCGGCUGUUGUGGAUUUUGCCGCUAUGAGGGACGCCGUGAAAGACCUAAGUGGUGAUCCAAAGAAGAUCAAUCCCAUCUGUCCUGCUGACCUCGUUAUCGAUCACUCCAUACAGGUCGACUACGCGGGAACCCCUGAUGCUUUACAAAAGAAUCAAGACUUAGAAUUCGAGCGGAACAAGGAGAGAUUUUUAUUUUUGAAGUGGGGAGCAAAAGCAUUCAACAACAUGUUGAUUGUCCCUCCAGGAAGUGGUAUUGUUCAUCAGGUCAACUUGGAAUACUUAGCUAGAGUUGUCUUUGUCGACAAAGACACGUCACUUCUUUACCCUGAUACAGUGGUAGGUACCGACUCUCACACAACGAUGAUCAACGGCCUUGGUGUUCUCGGAUGGGGAGUAGGAGGAAUCGAAGCUGAAGCAGUGAUGCUGGGCCAAUCAAUCAGCAUGUUGUUGCCGCAAGUGGUGGGCUAUAGGCUGUAUGGAGAACUCGACCAGUAUGCCACCAGUACUGACUUAGUACUUACUAUUACUAAGCAUCUCCGUCAGUUGGGUGUUGUGGGAAAGUUUGUGGAGUUUUACGGUCCGGGUGUGUCUGCUCUGAGCAUAGCAGACCGUGCUACCAUAGCGAAUAUGUGCCCGGAAUAUGGAGCAACUGUUGGUUACUUCCCCGUCGACAUCAACUCGUUGGACUAUCUUAGGCAGACAAAUCGCUCUGAAGAGCAGAUCCGCGUAAUAGAGGCGUACCUGAAGGCAACGAAACAGCUGAGAGAUUACAAUGCUGCUGACAGCGAUCCUAAAUACAGCCUUUCUGUUGAGCUGGACUUGGCAACUGUCGUCUCGUCCGUUAGCGGACCGAAGAGGCCUAAUGACAGAGUCGCUGUCUCCGAUAUGAAGCGUGACUUCCUGGAUUGCCUGUCAAAUAAGGUGAGUUUCAAAGGCUUCGGGAUUUCUCAAGAGAAACUUGGUGCUGUAGCAAAGUUCAUGUAUGACAGUAAACAGUAUGAACUUCGUCAUGGUAGCGUCAUCAUAGCAGCAAUCACUUCCUGUACUAACACUAGUAACCCUAGCGUAAUGCUUGGUGCCGGAUUGCUGGCCAAGAAAGCAGUUGAAGCUGGAUUGAGAGUACUGCCAUAUAUCAAGACGAGUCUGUCACCGGGAUCGGGAGUGGUAACAUAUUACCUUCGCGAAUCCGGUGUGAUCCCAGCUUUAGAGGCACUAGGUUUCUCCGUCGUGGGAUACGGCUGUAUGACUUGUAUUGGCAAUAGCGGAGGCAUUGACGAAAACAUAGCCAAUGCCAUUGAGGAAAAUGACCUUGUUUGUUGUGGAGUUUUGUCGGGCAACAGGAACUUUGAGGGAAGAAUCCAUCCUAAUACUAGGGCGAACUAUUUGGCGAGUCCUUUGCUGGUGAUCGCAUACGCAAUCGCUGGCAGAGUGGACAUCGACUUCGAAAAAGAACCACUAGGAAAGCGUCCGGAUGGCAGCGAUGUGUACCUGAGAGACGUCUGGCCAACCAGGAACGAGAUACAUGCCGUCGAGCAGAAACACGUCAUACCUGCCAUGUUCAAGGAAGUUUAUGCCAGGAUACAGAAAGGUUCAACUAACUGGCAAUCGCUGGAAGCUCCAUCGGGGCUCUUGUAUCCUUGGGACCCAUCUUCAACGUACAUCAAGAAACCUCCAUUUUUCGAUGGUAUGACGCGAGAGCUUCCCAAGAAGCAGCUCAUCCAUAACGCUCGAGUGUUGCUCUUCUUAGGAGAUUCCGUCACUACCGAUCACAUCAGUCCUGCUGGGUCCAUUGGUAGAACUAGUCCUGCAGCUAGGUAUCUUGCUCAGCGUGGCCUUACCCCGAAAGAGUUCAAUUCAUAUGGUGCCAGAAGGGGCAAUGAUGAUGUCAUGGCCAGAGGAACUUUCGCCAACAUUAGACUUGUGAAUAAGUUCAUGAGCAAGCCAGGACCUAAAACCAUUUUCCUUCCUACCAAUGAAGAGAUGGACGUGUUCGACUGCGCGCAGAGGUAUGCAAGGGAGAACACCCCAUUGAUCGUCAUCACUGGAAAGGAUUAUGGAUCUGGAUCUAGCAGAGAUUGGGCAGCUAAAGGACCAUACCUACUUGUAAGUUAACAUCAGUACAUGCACUAUGUAUAGGUAUGACUCAUUUAAGAAUCCACAAUUACGCAAAACAUGUAACCACGUAACAGUAAAUGUGGCUGUCAAAUGCAAAAUUGUGACACUGUUCCAAAGAAGAUGACACCCGCGGAGCCUUGUCAAAACCAAAUACGAUACUAUUGCACCUGUCUUCAUGGUUCUAUGUUCUAUAUACUGCAACCGAGAAACAGUACAGUGCAGAGUGAUGACGCUGGCGAAUGCAGAGAUUUAAGCAAUAGGUUAAAAAGUCUUUAUGCCACUAUUUCAUGGGUGGCUUCAGUGUUAGUGUGGACUACCUCGAUUAUUACGUAUCUGGUACGCAGUAAGAAUUUUGCGCUUGACAGUAAUGUUUGUUUCGCAGCAAGGAUGUGGAGCUAAGAAACAAAAUGAAGUCUCGGAGCUCAUUUAUCUAUAAAACAAACUUUUAAAUCAAACUUUUUAUUAAACAUUCUAAUUCUUCAUGCAUUUAUGGCUGUUAAAUUGAAACCACAUUCGUAGGAUUGCCUUGUUUACUGACGUUUCGGCCAUCUUGAUGGUCGUCAGUAAUUAUUGCAAGUACAAUGUUAUAAGUAUCAUACUAAUUUUAUUGAUGUAUACGGCUAAUGAGAAAUCCACUGACACAGUAUACAUACUGACGGUACGAACCACAGUAAAUACUGAACCUGUGGCUUUCACCAAACUGCAUAUGAACAAUUUGGUGAUCUCGCUUCAUGGCUAAUUUUCGUUGUUUUUGAUGAGUAGUAAUAAAAUAUCAUAGUCACGCGAGCUUUUAAAACUAAAGGAAUAGCUGUCUUUACCUCAUGUUGGAUUAUCAGAAUGAAAACCACAGCAUAAGUUUCAAAUAUUACAUCAAAAUUGAUGUAAAUUCUCUCUGCUGCUUAGGUGCUGAGAGAUCAGUUGCCAGAUUUCAAAUAUGAAUUUACCUACCUACCUUAAAGCGGUGUAUAAUAUAAAACUAGCGGCACUGUGAAAAUGGCGCAACUGACAAUUUUUACGUUUUUUGACGAUAGGCAAGAGAUUUGUAGAGUUUGGCGGUUUAGAAUUACUAAUAUGGAAUUACAGAUAACAUUCAUAAUAUGACAUCUCUGUCAAACAAUAUUAACGAUUUUUAACUUGCCAAAGGCUCUCGACGAGGCGGAUAUGUAUCAUUACAUCAUAUGUCUAAUAAAGCUAUUCAAUUCUUUACUGAGGUUAUUAGACAAAAACCUCUCUUUCAUAGUACUUUACAUUAUAUUAUGGAAGCACAUAAUCACAAAUUACGUAGGGCAUUCGAGCAGUGAUAGCAGAGUCCUUUGAACGUAUCCAUCGCUCCAACUUGGUGGGCAUGGGCAUCGUGCCAUUGCAAUUCCUGCAUGGUGAAAAUGCCGAAACACUGGGUCUUACUGGUAGGGAGGUAUACAAUAUCGUCAUACCAGACGUGAAUGACAUUAAGCCGGGACAACACAUCCAAGUACAGACCAACACCGGCAAACAGUUCCAGGUGAUUCUGCGUUUCGAUACUGAAGUGGAUUUGCUAUUCUACAAACAUGGUGGUAUCCUUAACUACAUGAUUAGGAAGAUGCUGAGUGCUAUUUAGAACAUUCCAAUUUACAACUUGUUCAGUUUGGUUUCUGGUGGUGAGGGGCAUUUUAUAUUCAUUUGUUUGCUGAUUCUCAUGAUUCAUACGUAACUGACGUCUUUACAAUAUUCCACACGUAUAGUCUAGUGAUUGUCUAACUUCAACAUAUUAUGUUUCACUGACUUGAUUCAUCUGACCUAGCAAUCUCUUGCAACUUGAAUAUUAUAUGUAUGUUUUGUUUAAUAUGUAAAACAACAUAUUAGAAUAUGAUUGGUAUGUUACUUAACAGUUAUAACAUCAAAACAUUAUUGAAUAAGUGGCUGCCACAUGUAACCAGUACGAAUAUGUUUUACAAAGACCGGGGUUGUUAUUUGAGUCAUUUUGCCCUGUUGAUUUACCGAAUAUGCAUUUCCAAUAACUUGAAAGAUCAUCACUGGACUAUAGUUGGGGUAUUUACAUGUUCACGGAAGUGACUGGUUCGGAUAACCUAUCACUGUUUGUAUUAUGCUAGGCAAUAAUAUUGUAGGUGGUCUUUUCAACAUUUAUCGUAAUUAAUUGAUUAUUGAAUUUAUUGAUUCUUGUAUUUUAUUUAGACUGAUUUUUGCGGAAUAUCAUGUUUGAUGAUUUUUAUUGCUUUAUUGAAUAAAGGUUUCAUGCGGUUGUUAUUGCUUAAAGGAGUAUAAACCAAUGACAUAUUUUAUUGUAUCCAGGAAUCCAGCUAUUUGAUUUUGAUCGAUGUUUUAUAUGUUGAUUACGUUUUUAUAUUAUUGCUCGAUUUCUCUAGCAAUGUACAUAGUCUUUGAAACAAUAAAUAUAUUCUAUUGUU